GCAGUGUGGAAUAAAAUUUCGCAAGUCUCUUGUGUUUACACAUUUCGUCGCUACAGUAAAUCUCGUGUAUUAGUUGUGAACUUUAUCGCUGUGAUUUUUUGUGCGAGUUUCAACAAAGUAAUGGGUAAAAUUUAGAAGAUAAACUUAAUCAACACAACGACGGAGAGACUUUAAUCUUGCAUACUUACCUUGAUAUAACUCGUUGAUAUAAACACGUUUCGCGCUACGGACGAAAGGGGAGUUGGCUGGCUUGUAAUAUAAUAUUAAAAAGUUAAACAAUUUGAAGCGAUAUAUUAGAAUAUGCCAAAAAAGAAGUCAAAGAGAAAGCCUGGAGGUCAGAACAAAAAGGCCGCACCUACCUUGGACGACUCGACAGGUACUUUCACGAUGGACAGUCAAGCUUCUGCUUCAGUUGACAUUACAGCCUCACAAAACAAGGAACUUGUUCAAGAGGAUUCAUUACAAGAAGAAAGAAUAAAUGCUCCGAUUUUUGCAGCUAAUGUGGAAUCACUUCCUGUUGUUGAAUUGGACGCAAACACAGAUACUACCACAACAUUAUCAGCAGGUAUAAAACGUGAAGGAAAGGAAAAUAAAAAGCCUAAAAAAGAUAAAAAAGACAAGAAGGAUAAAAAGAAGAAGAAGAAGAAAGGUUUCUUUGAGAAAGUUGGUGAUUUUUUGGAUGGUUCUUCAUCUUCAUCGUCAUCGUCGUCCUCGUCCUCAUCAUCCAGCGAAGAUGAAAGCGAUGAAAAGAAAAAAACAAAGAAAAAGAAAGUUGGCAAAGAUUUUGCUGCUUCAGGAAACGUAAAAGGCGCUAUUACUGUUGGUACACCCAUCAACCUUCAGAUUGAAGCACCCACAGUCGAUGUGUCCAGUGAUGUAUCAGCUAAAACUGCUGCACCAUUAUUGCCAAAGGCAGCAAUUGUGGAAGAUGAAGCAUCAGAACAAAGAAUGGGUGAUGUCGAAAUCCCUGAAAUCCCUGAUCUAGAUACAAAUUUUGAUAUUAAGGGAAAUGCAUUAUCUGGUCAAAAAGAAGACGACAUGGAGGAAUUAAUCUCGGGUGUUAUGGACUUACCUGAACAAGAAUCAUCACCUGAUUGUCCUAGUUUAACACUUCCUGAAGUUGAAGGAGAGAUAAUUGCACCUACGAUUGAAGCAGAGGUUGAAUGCACCCCUGACAUGGAUGAAUUUAUUUCACCACAAACUGAAUCUGAAGUAGAAGCUUUGCCAUUUGAUAUUUCAGCUGAUAUCGACGCAAAUACAGGCUUCAAUGUGCCCUCGUUUAGUGGUGUGAUGGGAGGUGAUGUAAAAGUACCAGGAUUUGACACACCCUCAUUUGGUGGAGGAUUUGGUGGUGGAAUCAAAGGACCAGACGUUGAUGUGCCGUCACUUGGUGGUGGAAUUAGUGGUGAUGUAAAAGGACCGGGCUUCGACACUCCCUCGUUCGGUGGAGAAAUUGGAGGUGGAAUCAAAGGACCAGACGUUGAUGUGCCGUCAAUUGGUGGUGGAAUUGGCGCUGAUGUAAAAGAAUCAGGCUUCGACACACCCUCGUUCGGCGGAGGAAUUGGAGGUGCAAUCAAAGGACCAGACGUUGAUGUGCCGUCACUUGGUGGUGGAAUUGGCGGUGAUGUAAAAGGACCGGGCUUCGACACACCCACGUUCGGUGGAGGAAUUGGAGGUGGAAUCAAAGGUCCAGACGGUGAUGUGCCGUCACUUGGUGGUGGAAUUGGCGGUGAUGUAAAAGGACCCGGCUUCAACACACCCUCGUUUGGUGGAGGAAUUGGAGGUGGAAUCAAAGGUCCAGACGUUGAUGUGCCGUCACUUGGUGGUGGAAUUGGCGGUGAUGUAAAAGGGCCAAGCUUCAACACACCCUCUUUCGGUGGAGGAAUUGGAGGUGGAAUCAAAGGACCACACAGUGAUGUGCCGUCACUUGGUGGUGGAAUUGGCGGUGAUGUAAAAGUACCGGACUUUGACACACCCUCGUUCGGUGGAGGAAUUGGAGGUGGAAUUAAAGGACCAGACGUUGAUAUGCCGUCACUUGGUGGUGGAAUUGGUGGUGAUGUAAAAGGACCGGGCUUCGACACUCCCUCGUUCGGUGGAGGAGUUGGAGGUGGAAUCAAAGGACCAGACGUUGAUGUGCCGUCUCUUGGUGGUGAAAUUGGUGGUGAUGUAAAAGGACCGGCCUUCAACACACCCUCGUUCGGUGGAGGAGUUGGAGGUGGAAUCAAAGGACCAGACGUUGAUGUGCCGUCACUUGGUGGUGGAAUUGGCGGUGAUGUAAAAGGACCCGGCUUCGACACACCCUCGUUCGGUGGAGGAAUUGGAGGUGGAAUUAAAGGUCCUGACGUUGAUGUGCCGUCACUUGGUGGUGGAAUUGGCGGUGAUGUGAAAGGACCCGGCUUUGACACACCCUCGUUCGGUGGAGGAGUUGGAGGUGCAACGAAAGGUCCAGAUGUUGAUGUGCCAUCACUUGGUGGUGGAAUUGGUGGUGAUGUAAAAGGACCCGGCUUCGACACACCUUCGUUCUGUGCAGGAAUUGGAGGUGGAAUCAAAGCUCCAGACGUUGAUGUGCCGUCACUUGGUGGUGGAAUUGGCGGUGAUGUAAAAGGACCGGGCUUUGACACACCCUCGUUCGGUGGAGGAAUUAAAGGUGGAAUCAAAGGACCAGACGUUGAUGUGCCGUCUCUUAGUGGUGGAAUUGGCGGUGAUGUAAAAGGGCCAAGCUUCAACACACCCUCGUUUGGUGGAGGAAUUGGAGGUGCAAUCAAAGGACCAGACAUUGAUGUGCCGUCACUUGGUGGUGGAAUUGGCGGUGAUGUAAAAGGACCGGGCUUCGACACACCCUCGUUCGGUGGAGGAAUUGGAGGUGGAAUCAAAGGUCCAGACGGUGAUGUGCCGUCACUUGGUGGUGGAAUUGGCGGUGAUGUAAAAGGACCUGGCUUCGACACACCCUCGUUUGGUGGAGGAAUUGGAGGUGGAAUCAAAGGUCCAGACAUUGAUGUGCCGUCACUUGGUGGUGGAAUUGGCGGUGAUGUAAAAGGACCCGGCUUCAACACACCCUCGUUCGGUGGAGGAAUUGGAGGUGGAAUCAAAGGACCACACAGUGAUGUGCCGUCACUUGGUGGUGGAAUUGGCGGUGAUGUAAAAGUACCGGACUUUGACACACCCUCGUUCGGUGGAGGAAUUGGAGGUGGAAUUAAAGGACCAGACGUUGAUGUGCCGUCACUUGGUGGUGGAAUUGGUGGUGAUGUAAAAGGACCGGGCUUCGACACUCCCUCGUUCGGUGGAGGAGUUGGAGGUGGAAUCAAAGGACCAGACGUUGAUGUGCCGUCUCUUGGUGGUGGAAUUGGUGGGGAUGUAAAAGGACCGGCCUUCAACACACCCUCGUUCGGUGGAGGAGUUGGAGGUGGAAUCGAAGGACCAGACGUUGAUGUGCCGUCACUUGGUGGUGGAAUUGGCGGUGAUGUAAAAGGACCCGGCUUCGACACACCCUCGUUCGGUGGAGGCAUUGGAGGUGGAAUUAAAGGUCCUGACGUUGAUGUGCCGUCACUUGGUGGUGAAAUUGGCAGUGAUGUAAAAGGACCCGGCUUUGACACACCCUCGUUCAGUGGAGGAGUUGGAGGUGCAAUGAAAGGUCCAGAUGUUGAUGUGCCAUCACUUGGUGGUGGAAUUGGUGGUGAUGUAAAAGGACCCGGCUUCGACACACCUUCGUUCGGUGCAGGAAUUGGAGGUGGAAUCAAAGCUCCAGACGUUGAUGUGUCGUCACUUGGUGGUGGAAUUGGCGGUGAUGUAAAAGGACCGGGCUUCAACACUCCCUCGUUCGGUGGAAGAAUUGGAGGUGGAAUCAAAGGACCAGACGUUGAUGUGCCGUCACUUGGUGGUGGAAUUGGCGGGGUAGUGAAAGGACCGGGCUUUGACACACCCUCGUUCGGUGGAGGAAUUGGAGGUGGAAUCAAAGGACCAGACGUUGAUGUGUCGUCACUUGGUGGUGGAAUUGGCGGUGAUGUUAAAGGGCCAAGCUUCAACACACCCUCGUUCGGUGGAGGAAUUGGAGGUGGAAUCAAAGGACCAGACGUUGAUGUGCCGUCACUUGGUGGUGGAAUUGGCGGUGAUGUGAAAGGACCCAGCUUCGACACACCCUCGUUUGGUGGAGGAAUUGGAGGUGGAAUCAAAGGUCCAGACGUUGAUGUGCCGUCACUUGGUGGUGGAAUUGGCGGUGAUGUAAAAGGACCGGGCUUUGACACACCCUCGUUCGGUGGAGGAAUUAAAGGUGGAAUCAAAGGACCAGACGUUGAUGUGCCGUCUCUUAGUGGUGGAAUUGGCGGUGAUGUAAAAGGGCCAAGCUUCAACACACCCUCGUUUGGUGGAGCAAUUGGAGGUGGAUUCAAAGGACCAGACGUUGAUGUGCCGUCAAUUGGUGGUGGAAUUGGCGCUGAUGUAAAAGAAUCAGGCUUCGACACACCCUCGUUCGGUGGAGGAAUUGGAGGUGCAAUCAAAGGACCAGACGUUGAUGUGCCGUCACUUGGUGGUGGAAUUGGCGGUGAUGUAAAAGGACCAGGCUUCGACACACCCUCGUUCGGUGGAGGAAUUGGAGGUGGAAUCAAAGGUCCAGACGGUGAUGUGCCGUCACUUGGUGGUGGAAUUGGCGGUGAUGUAAAAGGACCCGGCUUCAACACACCCUCGUUUGGUGGAGGAAUUGGAGGUGGAAUCAAAAGUCCAGACGUUGAUGUGCCAUCACUUGGUGGUGGAAUUGGUGGUGAUGUAAAAGGACCCAGCUUCGACACACCCUCGUUCGGUGGAGGAGUUGGAUGUGGAAUCAAGGGACCAGACGUUGAUGUGCCGUCUCUUGGUGGUGGAAUUGGUGGUGAUGUAAAAGGACCGGCCUUCAACACACCCUCGUUCGGUGGAGGAGUUGGAGGUGGAAUCAAAGGACCAGACGUUGAUGUGCCGUCACUUGGUGGUGGAAUUGGCGGUGAUGUAAAAGGACCUGGCUUCGACACACCCUCGUUCGGUGGAGGAAUUGGAGGUGGAAUUAAAGGUCCUGACGUUGAUGUGCCGUCACUUGGUGGUGGAAUUGGCAGUGAUGUAAAAGGACCCGGCUUUGACACACCCUCGUUCGGUGGAGGAGUUGGAGGUGCAAUGAAAGGUCCAGAUGUUGAUGUGCCAUCAGUUGGUGGUGGAAUUGGUGGUGAUGUAAAAGGACCCGGCUUCAACAUACCCUCGUUUGGUGGAGGAAUUGGAGGUGGAAUCAAAAGUCCAGACGUUGAUGUGCCGUCACUUGGUGGUGGAAUUGGCGGUGAUGUAAAAGGACCCAGCUUCGACACACCUUCGUUCGGUGCAGGAAUUGGAGGUGGAAUCAAAGCUCCAGACGUUGAUGUGCCGUCACUUGGUGGUGGAAUUGGCGGUGAUGUAAAAGGACUGGGCUUCAACACUCCCUCGUUCGGUGGAAGAAUUGGAGGUGGAAUCAAAGGACCAGACGUUGAUGUGCCGUCACUUGGUGGUGGAAUUGGCGGGGAUGUAAAAGGACCCGGCUUCGACACACCCUCGUUCGGUGCAGGAAUUGGAGAUGGAAUCAAAGGUCCUGACGUUGAUGUGCCGUCACUUGGUGGUGGAAUUGGCGGUGAUGUAAAAGGAUCCGGCUUCGACACACCCUCGUUCGGUGCAGGAAUUGGAGGUGGAAUCAAAGGUCCAGACGUUGAUGUGCCGUCACUUGGUGGUGGAAUUGGCGGUGAUGUGAAAGGACCCGGCUUUGACACACCCUCGUUCAGUGGAGGAGUUGGUGGUGCAAUAAAAGGUCCACAUGUUGAUGUGCCAUCACUUGGUGGUGGAAUUGGCGGUGAUGUAAAAGGACCGGGCUUCGACACACCCUCGUUCGGUGCAGGAAUUGGAGGUGGAAUCAAAGGUCCAGACGUUGAUGUGCCGUCACUUGGUGGUGGAAUUGGCGGUGAUGUAAAAGGACCCGGCUUUGACACACCAUCGUUCGGUGGAGGAGUUGGAGGUGCUAUGAAAGGUCCAGAUGUUGAUGUGCCAUCACUUGGUAGUGGAAUUGGCGGUGAUGUAAAAGGACCCGGCUUCGACACACCCUCGUUCGGUGGAGGAAUUAAAGGUGGAAUCAAAGGACCAGACAUUGAUGUGCCGUCUCUUAGUGGUGGAAUUGGCGGUGAUGUAAAAGGACCAGAAUUCGACGGUGGAGAUAUCAGCGUUCCUGAAGCGGAAAUUGAUGGAAGUCUGUCAAAAAAUCAAAAAAGUCGUGGUAGCUUUAAGUUAGGAUUUAAGAUGCCUCAUCUUCGUGGUUCUGGGAAAAAGAAAUCUAAAAAGCUUGAUGGCCCUGACAGUGAUGUUCAUUUGUCUUGUGAUCCGUCUUUACCAAAUGUAGAUGUUGAUGGAGAUAAGCCAAAUAUCGGUGUUUCUGGUGAAACUGAUCUGAAAGUGUCAGAUAGUGUUGGGGGAAUUGGUCUAGGAUUUGGAAGGACAACUUCCCAUUCUUCUGAUGAUGGCGAUGACGAUAAAAAGAAAAAGAAGAAGAAGAAAGACAAAAGCAAAGGAGGUUUUGGAUUUAAAAUGCCCCAUGUACACAUGCCAAAUUUUGGAAGUGGUAAAGGAAAAAUUGAUGGUCCUGAUGCAGAUUUAGAUAGCAAGGGGAAGUUAAACAUCGGAGGUGGUUUAGAUAUUGAAACUCCAGAUGCAAGUGCCGGUUUAAAGGCUCCCGAUGCAGAUGUUAAAGCGGGAGUUGGAGUGUCUUUCCCAGAUGAGGAUUUGAACGUUAAAGGUCCUGAUAUGAAAUUAUCAGAUGCUGGCUUAUCAGGGGAUGCUGACCUAGAACAACCGAAUGUAACUGGGGGUAUCGGCUUGGGAUUUGGAAGGAGAGGGUCCAACUCAUCUGAAGACGAUCAUCACGAUGACAAGAAGAAGAAGAAAAAGAAAGAUAAAGGCAAAGGUCGAUUUAGCUUUAAAAAGCCUCGUGUGCACUUUCCAAAUUUUGGUGGAAGCGGGAAAGGCAAUGUUCCAGACGUUGAUUUAGAUGCCAAAGGAAAAAUUGAUGUAGCUGGUGGUGCGGAUGUCAAUACUCCAGAUGCAAAGGCUACUAUUGAUGCUCAAGAUGUAAAUGUAAAAGCUGGUGGCGGAAUGUCUUUGCCAGAUGCCGACCUUAGCGUCAAGGCAGAUGUGACAGUACCAAAUGCUAACCUAUCUCAUGAUGCUGAUCUAAAAGGACCUGAUGUUGGCGGUGGAAUUGGACUUGGAUUUGGAAGAAGAGGAUCCCACUCAUCUAGCGACGAUGACGAUGAGAAAAAGAAGAAGAAAAAGAAGGAUAAGGGAAGAGGUGGCUUCGGUUUUAAUAUGCCAAGCGUUAACCUUCCCAGCUUUGGGGGUGGUGGUAAAGGUAAAAUAGAUGGUCCAGAUGUGGAUUUCGACGGCAAGGGUAAAAUUGAUGUCGGUGGUGGCGUGGAUGUCAAUACUCCGGAUAAAAAGGCCAGUCUUGAUGCUCCAGACAUUGACGUGAAAGCUGGAGGUGGAUUGUCUCUGCCGGAUGCCGACCUUAAUUUAGAGGGAGAUGUGAAAGUACCCGAUGCUGAUCUGAAAGGUCCUGAUGUUGGUGGUGGAAUCGGGCUUGGAUUUGGAAGAAGAGGAUCCCACUCAUCUAACGACGAUGACAAUGAUAAAAAAAAGAAGAAAAAGAAGGAUAAGGGAAAUGGUGGCUUCGGUUUUAAUAUGCCAAGCGUUAACCUUCCCAGCUUUGGGGGUGGUGGUAAAGGUAAAAUGGAUGGUCCAGAUGUGGAUUUCGACGGCAAGGGUAAAAUUGAUGUCGGUGGAGGCGUGGAUGUCAAUCCUCCAGAUGCAAAGGCCAGUCUUGAUGCUCCAGAUAUUAACGUGAAAGCUGGUGGUGGAGUGUCUCUGCCGGAUGCCGACCUUAAAUUAGAGGGAGAUGUGAAAGUACCCGAUGCUGAUCUAAAAGGUCCUGAUGUUGGUGGUGGAAUAGGGCUUGGAUUUGGAAGAAGAGGAUCCCAUUCGACUAGCGACGAUGACGAUGACAAAAAGAAGAAGAAAAAGAAGGAUAAGGGAAAAGGUGGCUUCGGUUUUAAUAUGCCAAGCGUUAACCUUCCCAGCUUUGGGGGUGGUGGUAAAGGUAAAAUGGAUGGUCCAGAUGUGGAUAUCGACGGCAAGGGUGAAAUUGAUGUGGGUGGAGGCGUGGAUGUCAAUACUCCAAAUGCACAGGCCAGUCUUGAUGCUCCAGAUAUUAACGUGAAAGCUGGAGGUGGAGUGUCUCUGCCGGAUGCCGACCUUAACUUAAAGGGAGAUGUGAAAGUGCCCGAUGCUGAUCUGAAAGGUCCUGAUGUUCGUGGUGGAAUUGGGCUUGGAGUUGGAAGAAGAGCAUCCCACUCAUCUAGCGACGAUGAUGAUGGUGACAAAAAGAAGAAAAAGAAAAAGAAGGAUAAAGGAAAAGGUGGUUUUGGCUUUAAAAUGCCACACGUUAAUUUUCCAAGUUUUGGAGGAAGUGGCAAAGGUAAAGUUGAUGGGCCUGAUGUGGAUUUCGACGGAAAAGGAAAAGUCGAUGUAGGUGGUGGCUUCGAUGUAAAAACUCCCGAUGCAAAGGCAAGUAUUGAUGCUCCAGAUGUGAAUGUAAAAGCUGGUGGUGGAAUGUCUUUGCCAGAUGCCGACCUUAACGUCAAGGGAGAUGUGAAAGUACCAGAUGCUGACCUAUCUGGUGAUGCUGAUGUAAAUGGACCUGACGUUGGCGGUGGAAUUGGACUUGGAUUUGGAAGAAGAGGAUCCCACUCAUCUAGCGACGAUGACGAUGACAAAAAGAAGAAGAAAAAGAAGGAUAAGGGAAGAGGUGGCUUCGGUUUUAAUAUGCCAAGCGUUAACCUUCCCAGCUUUGGGGGUGGUGUUAAAGGUAAAAUGGAUGGUCCAGAUGUGGAUUUCGGCGGCAAGGGUAAAAUUGAUGUCGCUGGAGGCGUGGAUGUCAAUACUCCAGAUGCAAAGGCCAGUCUUGAUGCUCCAGAUAUUGACGUGAAAGCUGGAGGUGGAGUGUCUCUGCCGGAUGCCGACCUUAAAUUAGAGGGAGAUGUGACAGUACCCGAUGCUGAUCUAAAAGGUCCUGAUGUAGGUGGUGGAAUCGGGCUUGGAGUUGGAAGAAGAGGAUCCCACUCAUCUAGCGACGAUGACGAUGAUAAAAAGAAGAAGAAGAAGAAGGAUAAGGGAAAAGGUGGCUUCGGUUUUAAUAUGCCAAGCGUCAACCUUCCCAGUUUUGGGGGUGGUGGUAAAGGUAAAAUGGAUGGUCCAGAUGUGGAUUUCGACGGCAAGGGUAAAAUUGAUGUCGGUGGAGGCGUGGAUGUCAAUACUCCAGAUGCACAGGCCAGUCUUGAUGCUCCAGAUAUUGACGUGAAAGCUGGAGGUGGAGUGUCUGUGCCGGAUGCCGACCUUAACUUAAAGGGAGAUGUGAAAGUGCCCGAUGCUGAUCUGAAAGGUCCUGAUGUUCAUGGUGGAAUUGGGCUUGGAGUUGGAAGAAGAGGAUCCCACUCAUCUAGUGACGAUGACGAUGAUAAAAAGAAGAAGAAGAAGAAGAAGGAUAAGGGAAAAGGUGGCUUCGGUUUUAAUAUGCCAAGCGUCAACCUUCCCAGCUUUGGGGGUGGUGGUAAAGGUAAAAUGGAUGGUCCAGAUGUGGAUUUCGACGGCAAGGGUAAAAUUGGUGUCGGUGGAGGCGUGGAUGUCAAUACUCCAGAUGCACAGGCCAGUCUUGAUGCUCCAGAUAUUGACGUGAAAGCUGGAGGUGGAGUGUCUGUGCCGGAUGCUGACCUUAACUUAAAGGGAGAUGUGAAAGUGCCCGAUGCUGAUCUGAAAGGUCCUGAUGUUCAUGGUGGAAUUGGGCUUGGAGUUGGAAGAAGAGGAUCCCACUCAUCUAGCGACGAAGAUGAUGGUGACAAAAAGAAGAAAAAGAAAAAGAAGGAUAAAGGAAAAGGUGGUUUUGGCUUUAAAAUGCCACACGUUAAUUUUCCAAGUUUUGGAGGAAGUGGCAAAGGUAAAGUUGAUGGGCCUGAUGUGGAUUUCGACGGAAAAAGAAAAGUCGAUGUAGGUGGUGGCUUCGAUGUAAAAACUCCCGAUGCAAAGGCAAGUAUUGAUGCUCCAGAUGUGAAUGUAAAAGCUGGUGGUGGAAUGUCUUUGCCAGAUGCCGACCUUAACGUCAAGGGAGAUGUGAAAGUACCAGAUGCUGACCUAUCUGGUGAUGCUGAUGUAAAUGGACCUGACGUUGGCGGUGGAAUUGGACUUGGAUUUGGAAGAAGAGGAUCCCACUCAUCUAGCGACGAUGACGAUGACAAAAAGAAGAAGAAAAAGAAGGAUAAGGGAAGAGGUGGCUUCGGUUUUAAUAUGCCAAGCGUUAACCUUCCCAGCUUUGGGGGUGGUGUUAAAGGUAAAAUGGAUGGUCCAGAUGUGGAUUUCGGCGGCAAGGGUAAAAUUGAUGUCGCUGGAGGCGUGGAUGUCAAUACUCCAGAUGCAAAGGCCAGUCUUGAUUCUCCAGAUAUUGACGUGAAAGCUGGAGGUGGAGUGUCUCUGCCGGAUGCCGACCUUAAAUUAGAGGGAGAUGUGAAAGUACCCGAUGCUGAUCUAAAAGGUCCUGAUGUAGGUGGUGGAAUCGGGCUUGGAGUUGGAAGAAGAGGAUCCCACUCAUCUAGCGACGAUGACGAUGAUAAAAAGAAGAAGAAGAAGAAGGAUAAGGGAAAAGGUGGCUUCGGUUUUAAUAUGCCAAGCGUCAACCUUCCCAGUUUUGGGGGUGGUGGUAAAGGUAAAAUGGAUGGUCCAGAUGUGGAUUUCGACGGCAAGGGUAAAAUUGAUGUCGGUGGAGGCGUGGAUGUCAAUACUCCAGAUGCACAGGCCAGUCUUGAUGCUCCAGAUAUUGACGUGAAAGCUGGAGGUGGAGUGUCUGUGCCGGAUGCCGACCUUAACUUAAAGGGAGAUGUGAAAGUGCCCGAUGCUGAUCUGAAAGGUCCUGAUGUUCAUGGUGGAAUUGGGCUUGGAGUUGGAAGAAGAGGAUCCCACUCAUCUAGUGACGAUGACGAUGAUAAAAAGAAGAAGAAAAAGAAGAAGGAUAAGGGAAAAGGUGGCUUCGGUUUUAAUAUGCCAAGCGUCAACCUUCCCAGCUUUGGGGGUGGUGGUAAAGGUAAAAUGGAUGGUCCAGAUGUGGAUUUCGACGGCAAGGGUAAAAUUGGUGUCGGUGGAGGCGUGGAUGUCAAUACUCCAGAUGCACAGGCCAGUCUUGAUGCUCCAGAUAUUGACGUGAAAGCUGGAGGUGGAGUGUCUGUGCCGGAUGCUGACCUUAACUUAAAGGGAGAUGUGAAAGUGCCCGAUGCUGAUCUGAAAGGUCCUGAUGUUCAUGGUGGAAUUGGGCUUGGAGUUGGAAGAAGAGGAUCCCACUCAUCUAGCGACGAAGAUGAUGGUGACAAAAAGAAGAAAAAGAAAAAGAAGGAUAAAGGAAAAGGUGGUUUUGGCUUUAAAAUGCCACACGUUAAUUUUCCAAGUUUUGGAGGAAGUGGCAAAGGUAAAGUUGAUGGGCCUGAUGUGGAUUUCGACGGAAAAAGAAAAGUCGAUGUAGGUGGUGGCUUCGAUGUAAAAACUCCCGAUGCAAAGGCCAGUAUUGAUGCUCCAGAUGUGAAUGUAAAAGCUGGUGGUGGAAUGUCUUUGCCAGAUGCCGACCUUAACGUCAAGGGAGAUGUGAAAGUACCAGAUGCUGACCUAUCUGGUGAUGCUGAUGUAAAUGGACCUGACGUUGGCGGUGGAAUUGGACUUGGAUUUGGAAGAAGAGGAUCCCACUCAUCUAGCGACGAUGACGAUGACAAAAAGAAGAAGAAAAAGAAGGAUAAGGGAAGAGGUGGCUUCGGUUUUAAUAUGCCAAGCGUUAACCUUCCCAGCUUUGGGGGUGGUGGUAAAGGUAAAAUGGAUGGUCCAGAUGUGGAUUUCGGCGGCAAGGGUAAAAUUGAUGUCGGUGGAGGCGUGGAUGUCAAUACUCCAGAUGCAAAGGCCAGUCUUGAUGCUCCAGAUAUUGACGUGAAAGCUGUAGGUGGAGUGUCUCUGCCGGAUGCCGACCUUAAAUUAGAGGGAGAUGUGAAAGUACCCGAUGCUGAUCUGAAAGGUCCUGAUGUAGGUGGUGGAAUCGGGCUUGGAGUUGGAAGAAGAGGAUCCCACUCAUCUAGCGACGAUGACGAUGAUAAAAAGAAGAAGAAGAAGAAGGAUAAGGGAAAAGGUGGCUUCGGUUUUAAUAUGCCAAGCGUCAACCUUCCCAGCUUUGGGGGUGGUGGUAAAGGUAAAAUGGAUGGUCCAGAUGUGGAUUUCGACGGCAAGGGUAAAAUUGAUGUCGGUGGAGGCGUGGAUGUCAAUACUCCAGAUGCACAGGCCAGUCUUGAUGCUCCAGAUUUUGACGUGAAAGCUGGAGGUGGAGUGUCUCUGCCGGAUGCCGACCUUAACUUAAAGGGAGAUGUGAAAGUGCCCGAUGCUGAUCUGAAAGGUCCUGAUGUUCGUGGUGGAAUUGGGCUUGGAGUUGGAAGAAGAGGAUCCCACUCAUCUAGUGACGAUGACGAUGAUAAAAAGAAGAAGAAGAAGAAGAAGGAUAAGGGAAAAGGUGGCUUCGGUUUUAAUAUGCCAAGCGUCAACCUUCCCAGCUUUGGGGGUGGUGGUAAAGGUAAAAUGGAUGGUCCAGAUGUGGAUUUCGACGGCAAGGGUAAAAUUGGUGUCGGUGGAGGCGUGGAUGUCAAUACUCCAGAUGCACAGGCCAGUCUUGAUGCUCCAGAUAUUGACGUGAAAGCUGGAGGUGGAGUGUCUGUGCCGGAUGCUGACCUUAACUUAAAGGGAGAUGUGAAAGUGCCCGAUGCUGAUCUGAAAGGUCCUGAUGUUCAUGGUGGAAUUGGGCUUGGAGUUGGAAGAAGAGGAUCCCACUCAUCUAGCGACGAAGAUGAUGGUGACAAAAAGAAGAAAAAGAAAAAGAAGGAUAAAGGAAAAGGUGGUUUUGGCUUUAAAAUGCCACACGUUAAUUUUCCAAGUUUUGGAGGAAGUGGCAAAGGUAAAGUUGAUGGGCCUGAUGUGGAUUUCGACGGAAAAAGAAAAGUCGAUGUAGGUGGUGGCUUCGAUGUAAAAACUCCCGAUGCAAAGGCCAGUAUUGAUGCUCCAGAUGUGAAUGUAAAAGCUGGUGGUGGAAUGUCUUUGCCAGAUGCCGACCUUAACGUCAAGGGAGAUGUGAAAGUACCAGAUGCUGACCUAUCUGGUGAUGCUGAUGUAAAUGGACCUGACGUUGGCGGUGGAAUUGGACUUGGAUUUGGAAGAAGAGGAUCCCACUCAUCUACCGACGAUGACGAUGACAAAAAGAAGAAGAAAAAGAAGGAUAAGGGAAGAGGUGGCUUCGGUUUUAAUAUGCCAAGCGUUAACCUUCCCAGCUUUGGGGGUGGUGGUAAAGGUAAAAUGGAUGGUCCAGAUGUGGAUUUCGGCGGCAAGGGUAAAAUUGAUGUCGGUGGAGGCGUGGAUGUCAAUACUCCAGAUGCAAAGGCCAGUCUUGAUGCUCCAGAUAUUGACGUGAAAGCUGUAGGUGGAGUGUCUCUGCCGGAUGCCGACCUUAAAUUAGAGGGAGAUGUGAAAGUACCCGAUGCUGAUCUGAAAGGUCCUGAUGUAGGUGGUGGAAUCGGGCUUGGAGUUGGAAGAAGAGGAUCCCACUCAUCUAGCGACGAUGACGAUGAUAAAAAGAAGAAGAAGAAGAAGGAUAAGGGAAAAGGUGGCUUCGGUUUUAAUAUGCCAAGCGUCAACCUUCCCAGCUUUGGGGGUGGUGGUAAAGGUAAAAUGGAUGGUCCAGAUGUGGAUUUCGACGGCAAGGGUAAAAUUGAUGUCGGUGGAGGCGUGGAUGUCAAUACUCCAGAUGCACAGGCCAGUCUUGAUGCUCCAGAUUUUGACGUGAAAGCUGGAGGUGGAGUGUCUCUGCCGGAUGCCGACCUUAACUUAAAGGGAGAUGUGAAAGUGCCCGAUGCUGAUCUGAAAGGUCCUGAUGUUCGUGGUGGAAUUGGGCUUGGAGUUGGAAGAAGAGGAUCCCACUCAUCUAGCGACGAUGAUGAUGGUGACAAAAAAAAGAAAAAGAAAAAGAAGGAUAAAGGAAAAGGUGGUUUUGGCUUUAAAAUGCCACACGUUAAUUUUCCAAGUUUUGGAGGAAGUGGCAAAGGUAAAGUUGAUGGGCCUGAUGUGGAUUUCGACGGAAAAGGAAAAGUCGAUGUAGGUGGUGGCGUCGAUGUAAAAACUCCCGAUGCAAAGGCAAGUAUUGAUGCUCCAGAUGUGAAUGUAAAAGCUGGUGGUGGAAUGUCUUUGCCAGAUGCCGACCUUAACGUCAAGGGAGAUGUGAAAGUACCAGAUGCUGACCUAUCUGGUGAUGCUGAUGUAAAUGGACCUGACGUUGGCGGUGGAAUUGGACUUGGAUUUGGAAGAAGAGGAUCCCACUCAUCUAGCGACGAUGACGAUGACAAAAAGAAGAAGAAAAAGAAGGAUAAGGGAAGAGGUGGCUUCGGUUUUAAUAUGCCAAGCGUUAACCUUCCCAGCUUUGGGGGUGGUGGUAAAGGUAAAAUGGAUGGUCCAGAUGUGGAUUUCGGCGGCAAGGGUAAAAUUGAUGUCGGUGGAGGCGUGGAUGUCAAUACUCCAGAUGCAAAGGCCAGUCUUGAUGCUCCAGAUAUUGACGUGAAAGCUGGAGGUGGAGUGUCUCUGCCGGAUGCCGACCUUAAAUUAGAGGGAGAUGUGAAAGUACCCGAUGCUGAUCUAAAAGGUCCUGAUGUAGGUGGUGGAAUCGGGCUUGGAGUUGGAAGAAGAGGAUCCCACUCAUCUAGCGACGAUGACGAUGAUAAAAAGAAGAAGAAGAAGAAGGAUAAGGGAAAAGGUGGCUUCGGUUUUAAUAUGCCAAGCGUCAACCUUCCCAGCUUUGGGGGUGGUGGUAAAGGUAAAAUGGAUGGUCCAGAUGUGGAUUUCGACGGCAAGGGUAAAAUUGAUGUCGGUGGAGGCGUGGAUGUCAAUACUCCAGAUGCACAGGCCAGUCUUGAUGCUCCAGAUAUUGACGUGAAAGCUGGAGGUGGAGUGUCUCUGCCGGAUGCCGACCUUAACUUAAAGGGAGAUGUGAAAGUGCCUGAUGCUGAUCUGAAAGGUCCUGAUGUUCGUGGUGGAAUUGGGCUUGGAGUUGGAAGAAGAGGAUCCCACUCAUCUAGCGACGAUGAUGAUGGUGACAAAAAGAAGAAAAAGAAAAAGAAGGAUAAAGGAAAAGGUGGUUUCGGCUUUAAAAUGCCACACGUUAAUUUUCCAAGUUUUGGAGGAAGUGGCAAAGGUAAAGUUGAUGGGCCUGAUGUGGAUUUCGACGGAAAAGGAAAAGUCGAUGUAGGUGGUGGCGUCGAUGUAAAAACUCCCGAUGCAAAGGCAAGUAUUGAUGCUCCAGAUGUGAAUGUAAAAGCUGGUGGUGGAAUGUCUUUGCCAGAUGCCGACCUUAACGUCAAGGGAGAUGUGAAAGUACCAGAUGCUGACCUAUCUGGUGAUGCUGAUGUAAAUGGACCUGACGUUGGCGGUGGAAUUGGACUUGGAUUUGGAAGAAGGGGAUCCCACUCAUCUAGCGACAAUGACGAUGACAAAAAGAAGAAGAAAAAGAAGGAUAAGGGAAAAGGUGGCUUCGGUUUUAAUAUGCCAAGCGUUAACCUUCCCAGCUUUGGGGGUGGUGGUAAAGGUAAAAUGGAUGGUCCAGAUGUGGAUUUCGACGGCAAGGGUAAAAUUGAUGUCGGUGGAGGCGUGGAUGUCAAUACUCCAGAUGCACAGGCCAGUCUUAAUGCUCCAGAUAUUGACGUGAAAGCUGGAGGUGGAGUGUCUCUGCCGGAUGCCGACCUUAGCUUAAAGGGAGAUGUGAAAGGUCCUGAUGUUGGUGGUGACGGUUACGUUGAUUUACCGUCAGGAGACAUUUCCGUACGAAAGGCUGAUGGAAAAAUUGAUAGCGACGUUAACAUAAAAGGUGAUCUCAAAGGAAGACAUAAAAAACGUCGAGGUUCGCAAUCAUCUUCAUCUUCGAGUGAUGAUGACGAUAACAAAAUGAAGAAGAAGAAAAAAGACAAAAAGGGUUCUGGUUUCAGAUUUCCUAGUUUUAGUUUCGGCGGAAAAGGACCAUCAGCACACGGGGGAGUCAAGGGGCCCUUAGUGAGUGGAGAUGUUGAUAUUCCUAAGACCGAUGCUUCCUCUGGAGUCAAAGGAGACGCUGAUUUAUCUGUUGGAGGUGGAGGUGAUGUUGAUUUACCAUCAGGAGACAUUUCCUUACCAAAGGCUGAUGGAAAAAUUGAUAGCGACGUUAACAUAAAAGGUGAUCUCAAAGGAAAACAUAAAAAACGUCGAGAUUCGCAAUCAUCUUCAUCUUCGAGUGAUGAUGACGAUGACAAAAAAAAGAAGAAGAAAAAAGACAAAAAGGGUUCUGGUUUCAAUUUUCCCACUAUUGGAGCACACGGUGAUGUCAAGGGACCUUCAGUGACCGGAGAUGUUGAUAUUCCUAAGGCUAAUGUGUCAGCUGGAGGCAAGGGUGACACUGAUUUAUCCGCAGGUGGUGCCGGGGAUAUUCACUUACCAUCAGGCAGCGCUUCGUCUCCAGAUGCUGAUGGAAGAAUUGAAGGUGAUGUUAACAUUAAAGGCGCUCUCAAAGGAUCCAAACCUGAGAUUGAUCUUGACCAUAAAAAGCGUCGAGAUUCACAUUCAUCUUCAUCUUCCAGUGAUGACAACGAUGACAAGAAAAAGAAGAAGAAGAAAGAUAAGAAAGGGAACAAAGGUUUUAGUUUUAAUUUUAAAUUUCCUUUUGGUGGUGGAGCUAAAACUGCCAGAAAUGAACCUGUGGAUGCUUCUGCAAAGGGAAAUUCUAAGUUCUAUACUCCUGAUGUUAACGUUGACAGUCCUUCCGGAGACAUUCAAGCGCCAACUGCGAAAAUAGAAGGCGACACAUCUGUUACAGCUUCCCUUGAUGCUCCUUCCAACGUUAAUAUUGAUUCUAAAUCACCAAGUGUGGACGCGGAAAUCAAAACAGAUACUCCCAAAGGUGAGCUUAAUGGCAGCGGAGGUGCUGAUGUGGAAUUAGCAGAAGUGGGUGUGCAGCGUUCUGGGUCUUUUUUCGAUAGAUUUGGGGGUCUUUUCAAGAAGCCGAAACAUUCUUCUGAGUCAGAAGACAAGAGAGGUAAAAAAAGGAAACGAACAAAAAACCAGGCCGAUUUAAAGUUAGAAUCUGAUGUCGAUGUUUCAGCUGGCCCUGAGUUGAAAACUCCUGCAACGCGGACGUCUGCUGUUGGAUCUGAGAACGAUUUUGUUAUUUUAGAUACUCCAACGUCACCCAAAAAGGCGGUGGAAAUAAAUGCUGGCGCAGAAGGUGAUGUAAAUGUCGCCAUUCCCGAAGGUGACGGCACUGUGCCUCAAUCGCCAAAGUCACCGUCAUUGCUUCGACGGAUCGGAAUGUUUUUUCAUAUUCAUUCUAAUGAGUACGACGUAGAGGGGAAAAAGAAGAAGAAAAGGAGAAAAAUAUCAUUCAAUGGAAAAAAAGAUAAAACUCAAAUCGAGGCUGAUACUUUAAAUGAUUCCCAAGUAUCUGUUAAAAAAGACGACGAUAAUUUCACGAUACCGGAAGCCAAUAUUAACCUUCCGAGCGUCGAAAAACAUGUCGAAAUUGACACCAACUUAAAUGUCGCUGCCGACAAGAAUCAAGACGUUACUCUGCCGUCCGUUGGUACUAGUGGUUUCGGCGCAGGUCUGCAAUCAGAUGUAUCUGUACUUAAAUCGACCGAUGUAGCUGUUGAUAGUUCAAUUGCAGAUACUGGAAUCUCGGAUGAUGCUGAAGCCUCUGCCAAAGCUAGUUCUGAAGCCUCUGUCAAAGCUAGUGCUGAAGCCUCUGCCAAACUCAGUGCGGAAGGCAGUGCAAACCUAUCAGGGGAAGCAAGUAGUGAUCUUGGAGGUUUUAAGGCUAAUGUUGGCGGAAAAGCAUUCGAGGUUAAAAUGUCAUUCUAACUUAUUGCAACAGUUUGCAUAGAUGAUGAACGAACAGACUGCGUUCAUGCAAAUCUCGAAUCACCUGUGGAUAAUCUUAAGACAGUGUGUCCAUUCGAGAAAUUAAGUUGCCAGUGCCAAAUAUUCCGCCUUGAGAAGUAUUUUACAGAACAAGAAAACAUUUUACAGAAAAUGUACAAAAACAAUUUGCUUUAGCUUUUAAUUGUAACUAUGACGACACAAAAUUUUGAUGCUUAUCUUUUGUUUAUAUACUACUUGUACACUUUGCUGCUUUCCUAGCCCAAGUUGGGUUAGCUAUUUAAAUGAAUCAUAGUACUGCCUGUACGCAUUUUCUGUUGCUAGCUCAAGUUGGAAUAGCUAUUUAAACAAAUCACAGGUGUGCUUAUCUUUCUACGACAGUCUUGAACCUCAAGAAGAGAGAAACCUCGUUUUGUUGUAUAUUCUAGACCCGAAAACUUUUAGGUGCGCUAAUAUUAUAUGGUCUCGUCAAGGAAUAUCCAAGAAAACGAGGUUUUUACUGUAUUCGUGAAAUAAUAAACAUCUUUUUCUCUUGAUAUUUAUUAGUUAAUGGCGAACAUAUUAGAAUAUUACCAGAAAGUGGUAGAAUUUUCCACUAGGAUAUCCUAGCAAUUGAAGAAUCUAAAUUUUGUAAUUGUUUAUAUUUUCUUUGCGUAUGGUUUGAUAUUGUGAUUUUUUGUUGUUUGUUUGUUUGUUUGUUUGUUUAACAAGUUUUGUCAUUUUAUCGUUGUAAAUUUUAUCGUAAUUUGUAGUUAGUUCUUUAAAUUUUGUACCAAAAAUAUUUACCAUGUGA
Hydractinia symbiolongicarpus is the source of this 18823-nucleotide messenger RNA. RefSeq names its product neuroblast differentiation-associated protein AHNAK-like. Lineage: Eukaryota; Metazoa; Cnidaria; Hydrozoa; Anthoathecata; Hydractiniidae. Gene Ontology annotation, cellular component: nucleus; cytoplasm. The record is from RefSeq and is a predicted model, not a curated record. The coding region runs from base 301 to 18012 and encodes 5903 amino acids. The transcript has 9 exons. Gene Ontology annotation, biological process: regulation of RNA splicing.